AUGCCCAUCCGCAUCCGCCUACGCGCCCCCAACGGCCAGCACACGCUCGCCCUCGACGACAACGCCGCCGUCUCCGACCUGCUCUCCGCCAUCGCCGCCUCGACCGACCUGCCGCUGUACAGCCUCAAGUGGGGCUUCCCGCCCCAGCCCCUCGACCCUUCGCUGUACGGCCUGUCGACGCAGCUCAAACACACGGACCUCCAGCUCAACGGCGCCCAGAUCAUCGUCAUCGCGCAGGCAACCGGCGACCCCAGCGAGCAGAGGCAGGACGCCGAGCCCUCCACAGCACACCCAGCCGCGCCCCUGUCGCUGCAACGGAAGGAGCAGCCCGCGCUCACGGACACGCCCGAGGUGUCUGUGCCCGACCGCAGCGGCACCCUCGUGCUGCGCGUCAUGCCCGACGACAACUCGUGCUUGUUCCGCGCCGUGGGCAGCGCCGUCCUCACCGACGCCCUCGACUCGAUGACGGAGCUGCGCUCCCUGGUCGCACAGACCAUCCAGCGCGACCCCGACCACUACAACGAGGCCAUUCUGCAGCGCGACCCCGACGACUACUGCAAGUGGAUCCAGUACGCCGACUCGUGGGGCGGCGGCAUCGAGCUGAGCAUCCUCUCCCAGGAGUUCGACGUGGAGAUUGCGAGCAUCAACGUGCAGGACCUGCGCGUCGACCGCUUCAACGAGGGCCGCCCUCGCCGCUGCAUCCUCGUCUACUCGGGCAUCCACUACGACACCAUCGCCCUCGUCCCUAACGGCGCGCCCACCUUCAGCCCCGAGAAUGACGUCAAGCUCUUCGACGCCGCCGAUGAUGUCAUACUGGAAGGCGCCCGCCGGCUGUGCGGCGAGCUGAAGAAGCAAAACUACUACACCGACACGCAAAAGUUCGACAUCAAGUGCAAUACAUGCGGCUGGCGCGGCGCAGGCGAGCGCGGCGCCGUCCAGCACGCCGAAGAGACGGGGCACGUCGACUUUGGCGAGGGCAAGUAG
Molecule: messenger RNA, 984 nt
Organism: Ascochyta rabiei
Lineage: Eukaryota; Fungi; Ascomycota; Dothideomycetes; Pleosporales; Didymellaceae
Product: ubiquitin-specific protease otu1
Exons: 1
Coding region: 1-984 (327 amino acids)
Biological process (GO): endoplasmic reticulum unfolded protein response; protein deubiquitination
Cellular component (GO): nucleus; cytosol
Molecular function (GO): cysteine-type deubiquitinase activity
Source: RefSeq, a predicted model, not a curated record